AUGCUGUCGUGUGGAGAAUCGGGACCGAAAUACUAUUUUAAAGGGUAUGUGUCCGACGAGUUAAGCUUAAUAGCUAGGACCAGGAAUAAAAAUAAUGAAUGGGAAAAACAAUUAGAGGAUUUUUGUAUUGGAGGCAAUUUAGACAUAAGAUUGGAUGUCGAUAAGGAUUUUUAUUUCGUGUUUGACAUAGAUUUAAGCUAUUUCAACUAUAAGUUAAUGCUUAAAUACUAUGCAAAUGCAAUCUUCGGGUAUCUUGAUGGCAUGGGUGGUGAGAUUUUCUGUAAAUUUUUAUCUAAUUUUGAUUUUGUUUAUUCAUAUAAUAUCAAAGUAUUAGUUGGUGAAAUGGUAUUAGAUAGACGUGAUCUAUUAAAUUUAAAAAAGUUGUCCUGUGAAGAACGUAAGGAAAAAUUGUUGUUAAAAGAGGGAAGCUGCAGUACGAAACUAUCGUUUGAAUGUGCAUAUGCCUGUCUUGAAUGGAUUGAUAAGAUUUCUGAACAAGAUAGUCGUUACGAGAAAUACAUUGAAGAAAUUGAAGAAAGCGAAGGGUUAGAAAAGAUUUUGGUUUUUAUGUUUUUAAUAUCAAGGCAGGAGAUAUUUAAGCUUUUACUAGCACAUGUUCUUAGUAGUGAACCUAACUUUAAAAAAUCUCUGCUUGCCGAAGUUUUGUUCCAAUUAAAUGCUAUUGACGAAGAUACAAUGGAAAAUCUACUUCAAAGAAAGAAUUUAUUAAAUUUGCAGUCAUGGAAGGAAAAAAUUGAUGACGAGUUUUUAGCGCCUUUAUUAAGAUUGACUAAUAUGCUUCCGUUUCAUAGCACAUUAAUAAGAUAUUUAUUUGUAAUUUUGUUUGCAGAAAUGAAUUCGUUAGAAAAAGAUUGUAAAGAAGUAAAAGAUUUCUUAAGUACAUGCCACUCGGACUAUGAAAAACUUUCGGUAGGUUUUUUGAAAAGUUUAGAACUUCUUCAGCCAGAUCAUCCUUUAGUUAAGAAUUUUUCGGUGACGUCAUCCGGAAAAUUUUCCCUUUUACAUAAAAUUAUUUUAUUAACUUCUAGCGAUUACGAGCUAAGUUUUACGAAUUACGUUUACCAGCGAUUAAGUGUGCAGUGUAAAGAGAUAAUGAAUUUUUACGUGAAUCCCACGAGGCGGAUUAAAAGGAAAGAAAAGGAACAAAUUGCUGCUUUAUAUGAAAAAAUGAAGCUUAUUGUUGCAAAAAGCUUGGACGAGACGUCAUAA
This is a messenger RNA of Vairimorpha ceranae, 1230 nucleotides long. RefSeq lists its product as hypothetical. The transcript has a single exon. The coding region runs from base 1 to 1230 and encodes 409 amino acids. The record is from RefSeq and is a predicted model, not a curated record. NCBI's taxonomy places the organism in Eukaryota, Fungi, Microsporidia, Nosematidae.